GAGCGGCCGAGGCCCGUCGCUCAUUCUUCUGUCCUCUUCUUUACCUAGUCGCGAGGGUCCGAAAACAUGGCUCCGUGAGGGAGCGGGCGCGCGCGCGCGCUCGUGGGAGGCCUCGCGGGUUCGUUCUCCGGCGGCGGGGUAGUUCGACGAAAAGGAACGAGGGAGGAACGAAGCCGUCGUUACCCGGCCAAUGGUUAACCGUUCCGCGCCCGGCGGCUGAGGAGGAGGGGGGGGGAAAAGGCUGACAGACCGGGCUCAAUGCGCAGGCGCCCAGGCCGCCUUUGCUCCUGCCGCUGCCGGGCCGCCACCGUUACCCGCCUCCGCUGCCGCUUCCCACCAGCAUGAGCCAGAGCGCCGCCGUCUUGCCCCCGCCGGGCCCGGCCUCCCGCGCCCUCCACGUGGAGCUGCCUUCCCAGCAGCGUCGUCUUCGUCACCUACGGAACAUAGCAGCACGGAACAUUAUUAAUAGGAAUGGCUUUCGGCUCCUGGAUACCUACUUCACCCUCCACUUAUGUGAUAAUGCCAAGAUUUGUAAAGAAUUUUAUAGGAGUGAAGUAAUAAAGAAUUCCCUGAACCCAACAUGGCGAAGUCUUGACUUUGGCCUGAUGCCCGAUCGCCUUGAUACGUCUGUCUCCUGUUUCGUGGUGAGGAUCUGGGGUGGCAAGAAUGAUACCUAUCAGCUGCUGAUUGAGUGGAAAGUCAAUCUAGACGGACUCAAAUAUUUGGGCCAACAGAUACAUGCUCGUAGCCCAAAUGAAAUCAUUUUUGGACUGAAUGAUGGCUAUUAUGGAGCUUCAUAUGAACAAAAGGGCCACCCAGGAACCCAGAAAAAUAACCUCCUUCAAGUGGAUCAGAACUGCGUCCGUAACUCAUAUGAUGUCUUCUCUUUACUUAGGCUGCACCGGGCUCAAUGUGCAAUUAAACAGACUCAGGUAACUGUUCAGAAAAUAGGAAGGGAGAUUGAAGAGAAACUGAGGCGUACAUCGACAAGCAACCAGCUGAAAAAGGAAAGCGAGUGUUUACAAUUGAAGAUUUUGGUGCUUCGGAACGAGCUGGAGAGGCAGAAAAAAGCCUUGGGCCGAGAAGUGGCUUUACUGCAUAAGGAACAGAGCGCGCUGUUCGAAAGAGGAAAUGUUUUUGAAGAGGAAUAUCGGCAGCUCAUGCUGGACAAAGAACCCCUUCAAGAGUUGAGGAAAGAAUGCACAGCUCAGAGAGAGCAGUUCCUGAAGACCAACGCACAGCUGACCAUCCGAUGCAGGCAAUUACUGUCGGAGCUUUCCUAUAUUUACCCUAUUGAUAUGAAUGAUCAAAAGGAUUAUUUUAUUUGUGGAGUCAAGUUGCCAAAUUCUGAAGACUUUCAAGCGAAGGAUGAUGGAAGCAUCGCAGUCGCGCUGGGUUACACGGCUCACUUGGUCUCCAUGAUCUCCUUCUUCUUGCAAGUGCCACUCAGGUAUCCCAUUAUCCACAAGGGCUCCCGGUCUGCAAUCAAAGAUAACAUUAACGACAAACUGACUGAAAAAGAAAGAGAAUUUCCAUUGUAUCCAAAAGGAGGAGAGAAACUGCAGUUUGACUAUGGCGUCUAUCUUCUCAACAAAAACAUUGCACAGCUUAGAUACCAACAUAGCCUGGGGACUCCAGAUCUAAGGCAGACCCUUCCAAACCUGAAAAAUUUUCUGGAGCAUGGCCUGAUGGUCAGAUGUGAUCGGCACCACAUUUCCAGCGCCGUUCCAGUUCCAAAGAGACAGAGUUCUGCAUUUGGGGGCUUGGAUGUGGGCUUCUCCGGCAGCCAUCCUUCUCCAGAUAAGGGACUUCGGAAACGGGCCAGCUCGGAGAAUGAGAGACUGCAAUAUAAGACGCCUCCUCCGAGUUACAACUCCGCUUUAACCCAACCUAUUGCCAUAGCCGGAGAGCUGGAGAGAAAGGCUGGGUCUUUAUCCUCUUCCUUAGAUACCUCUAUUGACUUCUCAAAAGAAAGCAGAAAAGGAGGGGAUGUGUGCAACAGUUUAAAUGGUGAAAACAGGAACCUGAACGAUUCCCAAGAUCAGCAGGAGCCUCUCCUGGAAUCAUCUCGUGCAAUAAACGGCGCGGCGCUGCCCAGCGAACGUCCCGAGAACAUCGCCCGCGAGCAGCCGUGCGCAUUCCGUGGCCCCCUGGGCGCCAACCUCCUGUGCACGGUCGAGCAAGCGGAAGAGAUCAUGGGCAUGGAAGCGACAGGGUUUGGCACCGGAGACCAGCUGGAAGCCUUUAACUACAUCCCAGUGGACCACGCAGUGGCCGUGGAGUGCGACGAACAAGUUUUGGGGGAAUUCGAAGAGUUCUCCCGAAGGAUCUGUGCUCUGAACAAAGAUACCCCCACUUUCCGCAGGCCGCGGAAAGGUUCCGACAAGUGAGCCUUGGAACGCCGUGGCAGCAGCCGUGGCAGGUGGCAAAGGUGGAAUGAAGACUUGCACUCGUAAUCCCUGAUCAGUUACUGGGUGGAAGGAGGGAAGGGGGGGAGAAAACACACGUCACUGUCGUUCUGGGAAGUAGCUUUCGAUAACGUGAAACCAUGGUAUAUCCACCUUGCAGGCAAACAAUGACCACUUCCUCUUCUAGUUUUCUGAUAUUUGCAGGUUGCUCUGGCAGUUCGAUCGGGCCACGUCCGUAUGGCCUGCUUUUAAGUUUAUUGUUUAGAUUCCUUUCAGCCUUCCAAGGGAGAGUUAAGCCAAACAUUUGCCUGAAGCUAGGCGGGGCGGUGGUGGCACCUUGACCUCCCUUCUCAAUGGCUUGUUGCAUUCAGCUGGGUCCUGCGGCUCUUCCCGAUCCAGAGGCAUGCAGAAGUGGUUUUCUUCACUUGGGGAAACAAAUGGUAAACUUAACAAGCGGACCGGUCACCCGAAUACCCCUUGCAAAACUCAUAAGAAUCUCUCUCGGUUUUGUUUCCUGAAUUCCUGCACUGCCGUCACUGACCAUCAUCCAGUGGAGUGAGUGGGAUUUGCAAAGAAACCACCCUUGCCUAACCCCCUCAUGGAUGACAGUGGGUCCCUGUGAAGGAGGGGUUUCCUGCAGAUCAUCCCGUUGGGUCUGGAAACAAAGGUUUGGCAGGCAGAAAGAGGUCUACUCUUCUUAACCAGUUGAGAAAUGGAAGCAUGCCUGGUCUUGACUGAACACGUGGUGCCCGCUCAAGACCAGACCAGUCAACAGAACGUGCCGUUGUGGCCGUGGGAUGGCUUUCCAGCCUAUUUGACUGGUGAUCCCUACCAGUGUAUUUCAUAGGACCACAAAGCCCUACACCAUAGGCUUGGUGCAAUGAUUGUUCUAAUGAGUUCAAACCCUGUCAAGCUGUGAAGCAGUUUACAUACACAAGUCAGAUAUACAUGGUGCAAUAGGUUUGGGAUCACAUGAAUGGAAUUUAAUAAUGCUUGGUGUUGACCCUAUUUAAUUUUAUAUAAGUUAAAAAGAAAAUCAACCAAAUCACCCAUAUAGGUUUCAACUGGGGUUGUCUUUGACAGUCUUUCAGUGGGGCAAGUUUGACUCAAGAUGAGGUAGUUGACCACUGGCUCAUGUGUUUCCAGCUGCACUAAUGCACAAGCAGUUCUUGUCGUCUGCUUGAGGUUCCCAACAAUAUGCAUUCUGGAGCGCAGAUGUAUCUGGCUCUCGCUUUCUACAUUGUAUACUGAAGUCUGGGCUCAAUUGUGAGCUUAUUAAAUAUAUAAAUAUAUAAAUAUAUAUAUGUAUUACAAAAUAAAAGUUUAAUUUACUUCA
Messenger RNA from Pogona vitticeps (central bearded dragon), 3744 nucleotides. It is a transcript of the gene UVRAG, whose product is annotated as UV radiation resistance associated. NCBI's taxonomy places the organism in Eukaryota, Metazoa, Chordata, Lepidosauria, Squamata, Agamidae. The record is from RefSeq and is a predicted model, not a curated record. Gene Ontology annotation, cellular component: endosome; lytic vacuole. Gene Ontology annotation, biological process: SNARE complex assembly. Gene Ontology annotation, molecular function: SNARE binding.